GAGAGCUGAGAAGGAGCACUCGCCGGCAGCGAGCGGCGGCGGCGGCGGCAUGGCCUUCUGGCAGGCGCGCGACUUCCUGUUCUGCGGCGUGUGCGGCACCCUCCUCACCUUCGACUCCCUCCACUACGCGUCCUGCCCUCUCUGCGGCUUCAAGCGCAAGACCAAAGAGAUCCAAGGGAAAGAGACACGGUACGCGGUCACUGGCGAGGAUAUUAGAAGGGACCUAAAACUUGAUCCAUUUGUGGUUCUUGAAUCAACACUGAAGGAUGAGACAGCUGUCAAAAGAGCUACAAUAAAUAGAUUAUGCCCAGAAUGCGGAUAUCAUGAACUUGAAUAUUACACCAAGCAGCUACGCUCAGCAGAUGAAGGGCAAACUGUUUUCUUUGAGUGCCGAGACUGUCGUCAUAAGUUCAAUGAGAACCAGUAGUCACCUUAGUAAGAACAAUUCUUCAAUUCUGGUCUAAAAAUGCUCGUGCUUUGACAUGAUAUGUGAUUUUGAAAUUGUUGUGUUGCCUUAACAUGUAUUAUGGAUGCUGUUUAGCUGUGUAAAAUCACAAUCCUUUGUGUUUGCGCUGACUCCUUUUGGAUUAGCCCUCCAUUCCAUCCCCGACCAUGCUAUUUUUCGGAGGUGCAAAUAACCAAAGUAUUUCUCCUUUCUAAAGAUUAAAGAAUAUAACCUGAAGCUGCAUUUUGGAGCUUACAGUACCCGUAUAAACUCAA
Oryza brachyantha (malo sina) is the source of this 720-nucleotide messenger RNA. RefSeq names its product DNA-directed RNA polymerase I subunit RPA12-like. Gene Ontology annotation, molecular function: zinc ion binding; nucleic acid binding; DNA-directed RNA polymerase activity. Lineage: Eukaryota; Viridiplantae; Streptophyta; Magnoliopsida; Poales; Poaceae. The transcript has 5 exons. Gene Ontology annotation, biological process: DNA-templated transcription; termination of RNA polymerase I transcription. The record is from RefSeq and is a predicted model, not a curated record. Gene Ontology annotation, cellular component: RNA polymerase I complex. Bases 50 to 427 code for a protein of 125 amino acids.